Rhipicephalus microplus (southern cattle tick) is the source of this 1771-nucleotide messenger RNA. RefSeq lists its product as uncharacterized. NCBI's taxonomy places the organism in Eukaryota, Metazoa, Arthropoda, Arachnida, Ixodida, Ixodidae. The record is from RefSeq and is a predicted model, not a curated record.
UGUUCAUGUGCACGCAAACCUGUUUUUAUAUAUCGGUAUAAAAAGCAUAAGGUGCUAAAAAUCUUGCCUGACCCAGUUGUGCAGCGUAAGCACAAUGGAGUCGCUCAGCCACGCCGCUCUACUGAUCAGCUUUUUAGCGUUUGCUGAUGUUGCGUUCGGUCAAGAAAGCCAGCAGCUUAGCUACUUGCUAAGCGGUCGACGCGGCUUUGGUGAUGAAAGUGGACUUGAAGUUGGACCUCGCCGAUACGUCUUCGAAGGUGGAAACGCGCUUAGUGCUGCCAGUGACGUCAGUUUUCCAUACGGCACAGCUCGCCUUGCUAUUGUGCCAGGCGGAUUUGAAAGAGAAUAUGGAGGCCGAGUGGAGGACGUUGAAAACCUUGGUAACAGCGACACUAUUCCAUACGGACGGCCCAAGCUUUCUGGUCGCAAAACUAUUGUUAUUUUGAUUCGCCGACGACGUCCAUGGUCGCAAGGCGGCAGUGAAUUAGAAGAUGGCGGAGGAAGAUGGGGAAGGCCGGACUACGAUUAUCCUUCAGAUGAUCAGACCGCAAGCGAGAGGCGAAGAGCAAGGCGUGCCCUUCUUCGUAUAGUUCUAAGCAAAUUACUGCUCGCAGCGGCUAGGCGGAGCUUGGCGAGAGAUGGAAGUGACGAGGACGAAGGCCGUGGUUCUCGUUCCGAGCAACCAUGGGGUCACAGUGAACGAGGUUGGAUAUCAGGAUGGCGCUUUGGCGAAGGAAGUGACUUUGGCUCCGCAGAUUCAUAUGAUGGCCGUUCAAGCCGCUGGACACGAGGAGGCCUUGGUGGUGAAGGUGGUCGCGUGUUGCUGAGAAUCAUGAGACCAAACAAAGGAGAGAGUGGUGGCAUCAUCCUGUUAGGUAGUGGACGGGGUCCUCAAAGUGGCGCAAGGUGGUCCCCAAGCGAAAAUAUUGAAGGGACCUCGGGCAGUAUUCCCGCAGGCAGCAGCGAAGAAAGUGCACCUAUAAGCGACACCGCAAGUAGUAAUACCGGUUACGGCAUUGUGAGAAAUAUGGGAAGCAUCAUUCUUGGGGCACAAGGACAUCCGUUUGCCGCACUGCCUAGCUUGCUUCGUGGAAGACUAGCUGGCUCAAGAGGCUUUGGGGGUUCAAGCGAGAGUGUCACAGCUCAACCAUCGACAUGGCUGGGAUCUAACAGCUUCCAGCAGCUGCCGAAUUCAGCUGGACAUGACAAUGAAGACAUCUCAUAUGGUGGCAUGGGGAGAAACUACUAUCCAGUGUAUGGUCCCCGUCUAUUCUAUAGGUUUCCACAAUAUAUUACACCAAGUGGCCAGGCCAGCAGCCCCAGUGGAAACUUCGAUGGCAGUUUUGGGGGUUCACCUGUUACGGCACUCAGCACGCCCAUCAAUAGCAGGUACAACUCAGCAUUAGAGGAAAUGCCUGGCGUAAAUCCGAUGAACCCAAGCGAAUUGAAUGUACCAUCUAGCGUCAGUAAUGCUGCUGAUGGAAGCUCAAAUAUUGCGAACGCUCCAUUGUCACAAAAAAGCUAAAAUCAAGCUAUCUUUUGUCGAGCUUACAUAAAGUCCUCAAACACACUUUGAAUACAAUGCUGUUGCUGUUUCAUCAGUCCUCCAAAAUUGAACGUGACCCCUGCUGUUACAUGUUGUUUUAAAAUUAUCUUGGAAAGCCUUGGUUGAAAAUGUAAAAUGGGUGUGCUUUGUUGUUAUUCGUAUGAAUUGUUUGUUUAUAUUAACUAUAUUUUUCUGCAAGUUGGAUAUAAAGUAAACCAUCAGUCA